AUGACCAAGUUGCGAAAACAAGGUCAAGCAACUACUAUACAUCGAAAGGAGACCGUUGCACUUCGUCGAUCCCCCGACCAUCCGCACCUUCUGGCGCUGGCUACGCAUCGUGCGGUACUCCUUUUCGACAUCCGCUGCCCUUCCAUGGGCGGCCGAGCUUCAUCGGCAGCUGCCAUUUCGACUGAAUCAACUUGGUCGGAUGGCUGCGCUAGUCAAUCAGAAUCAGCCGGACCACUUCGUCGGCGGCCACCCACUGCCACUAGCGGUGUGAGUAUCUUCCAACCUCCUUUGGAUACUGACUCCGGCGUCCGCUCUCUAAAUUUUUUCGGGCGUGUUCUCUCGUUCGGCACAUCAGCCGGUCAUGUACACUUUUAUGAUUUGGCUACAGGUCGCGAACUGCCCAUAAAACUGACUCUUGAGACUGGGCCAUCGGUUACAGAUAACUCCACAAGCUCUGAACCUAGAUCUUAUAAUUUACAACCUCCACCAUCAGACUUGUACCGCGACACUGGUUCAGAAUCUUUGGAUUCGUUUGGGUUGCGCCAUGGUGCCACCACGCAUUAUCCCUCACUUGACUAUCUUCGUAGAAUCCAGCAACAACAGCAGUACUGGCGUGUCCAAGCUUCUGCCAGUGUACCUCAGGCUUCCCCGUUUUUCCAGCGCCUCAGAGACCGGUUGACGCGUCAGCUAAGCUUCCGCGAUAACCAUGAGCUUCGGGAAUCAGGACCUUCUCAAUCCAGUCAAUCAGAGCGACGGCAUCAGUAUCAACGAAAUCUUUUAGCACGACAUCUAAUUUCAUCUUCUCUAUUGGCUCUCCCGCCAAUCACUCUUCCUCGACAAACUGCUGGCCCUGAGUCUGAAUCCAGCCUGGAGCAGCCUCCUCCAACAUUGUCUCCAUCACCGUUUGCAUUAGCAGCAGUCAAUGCUCUCGCACCUCCCUCUUCCUUGGCCUUUUCGUCGGCACUCAGAGCACCGCAACAUAAUUGCCUCCAGAUGAAUUCCGCUCUCUCCCCACCCUCUUCGUCUGCUUCCGAUAUUGAUGACUUGUCCAUCCAUACUGCUAUCUCCUCAUACAUUUUUCUUCCUCGCAUCCAUUCCCGUACUCAUACAGUUGAUGUUGAGGUGCUUGCAAGCCAUCAGCCUAGAACCACCUCUUCUCAUUUCAAUUAUUCACAACCUCAAGGGUUACCCACUGUCAGUCACCAAAGCUGCCAUCCACAAGAGGGUUCCGAAUUCCGAGGGUUGCUGACUACCUCUCCUCAAGUCUUCGGAACUCGCCAGUCUCUGGUUGCACCUUUUCUUGUUGGUUCGGGAGAUGGCAAUGGGUCAUACACAAAUGAGCCUGGCCUCAUUCCAGCUAGCAAUCAAGAUUCUGGACCCCGUCUAGCAAUACCUCGGACUCCUAGACCCUCACUUCUGGCCGGUAUAUCUGAUUUAGACAUAUCACCGCCAGGUUGGACCGAUUGUCGUCGUCCUGUUGCCGAGGAUGCUGGUAGUGACGCCUUGGAAACAAUCAGUUCUCGAGUCUUGCUCGCUGCUUCACAGCGAUGUAGGUUAAUUUGA
Protopolystoma xenopodis is the source of this 1563-nucleotide messenger RNA. Lineage: Eukaryota; Metazoa; Platyhelminthes; Monogenea; Polystomatidea; Polystomatidae. The record is from the annotation of a GenBank genome assembly.